AUGAGUAAAGUUCAACGUGACGUUUUGGUUGAAGCGGUUAAUGAAGUUUUAAAAGGGUCGAAAGUGAAGAAGAGGAAAUUCCGCGAGUCGGUCGAGCUGCAGAUUGCUUUAAAGAAUUACGAUCCUCAGAAAGACAAACGUUUUAGUGGCUCUGUCAGAUUGAAAAAUAUUCCCCGUCCAAAGAUGAAAGUAUGUGUGCUCGGUGAUCAACAACAUUGUGAUGAAGCAAAUGCAAAUAAUAUUCCCUGUAUGAAUGCUGAUGAUUUGAAAAAACUUAAUAAGAAUAAAAAACUUAUUAAGAAACUUGCGAAAGGUUAUCACGCUUUUCUCGCAUCAGAAGCGCUUAUUAAACAAAUUCCACGUAUUCUUGGCCCAGGAUUAAACAAAGCCGGCAAAUUCCCUUCAGUCGUCACGCAUUCAGAACCCCUUGCAGCCAAAGUUGAUGAGAUUCGUUCAACCAUAAAAUUUCAAAUGAAAAAGGUUCUUUGUUUAUCAGUGGCAAUUGGGCACGUGGAGAUGACUACCGAUGAGUUGGUAUCAAAUGUGGCUUUGUCAAUUAACUUUUUGGUUUCGCUUUUAAAAAAGAAUUGGCAAAAUGUUCGCUCCCUCCACAUCAAAAGUACCAUGGGGCAUCCUCAGCGUCUUUAUUAA
Dracunculus medinensis (Guinea worm) is the source of this 651-nucleotide messenger RNA. Lineage: Eukaryota; Metazoa; Nematoda; Chromadorea; Rhabditida; Dracunculidae. The record is from the annotation of a GenBank genome assembly.